GGCAUGACGGCGCCCGACGGUGCCGAGUCAGGCAAAGGGGGCGUGGAGGGCCUUGGCUGGCUCCAGUGGCACCUGGCCAUCGACGGGCGCGCCCUCGCCGCCGCUGCGGUGGGCCAGCUCGAGUACGGUGCUUCACUAGCGCACGAGAAAAAUUGCCUCGAG
Molecule: messenger RNA, 162 nt
Organism: Prorocentrum cordatum
Lineage: Eukaryota; Dinophyceae; Prorocentrales; Prorocentraceae
Source: the annotation of a GenBank genome assembly